AGCUCAUUCAAACAGGUGGUAAGCGAUUUCAGGUGGAGCUGACGGGGACGCACUUCAUUUCACUGAGCCUCCGUAGCUGCAUCUGCACGAGCGUUGAAUAACGACCACUCGGACAUCUAUGUUUAUUUAUCGUUUUAUUUAAGCUGUUGCUUUUAAUGCAACGACGACGUUUUUGGACUAAAAAGGACAGUUUCUGUUUAUUAGCCUGCAAGCUUCAGCAUACAGGUGGGCGAAAGCCGUUUGUAGGACGGCCCCCUCUUUCAGUUCCUCAAUAGGGCAGACGUGGGACUGUCAUUUAUUUGUCAUCCUUUGGGACAGAGGAAACGGCUCGCGCUCAGUUAACAGGUGCGACGAUUGAUAAAUACACCAGCGUUCGUUCGCGUUAUUGCGAUACGCAUUCGUUUUCAUUUAUUUUUAUUUAUUCCCGUGGACAAUUUAGAGCUAUAUCUAUAUAUCUCGCUCAAAAAGAGCAUUUCCCCCGAAUCCUCUUUCUAUUCGAAACGAGGGAGGUUUUUCCAGACAACAAUGUCCACCAAAAAGCGCAUGGAUUUAACGAAACGGAGCCGAAGCCCCGCGGUGUCCGAGGGCGAAAUGUUUGGCGAUUUUCAAGAGUGGUGCCUGCGCACUUACGGCGACUCCGGCAAGACAAAGACCGUCACCCGGCGAAAAUACAACAAAAUCCUCCAGACCCUCUUACAGAGCGACGACCCGGAGGUCGUUUAUAUCGAGAGCAACCACAUCAACGCCAAAUUCAAGUUCUGGGUUAAAUCCAAAGGUUUCCAGGUGGGCAGCACUGGCGGCGAGCGGAACGAGACCGGAUCAGCUGACAGACCGGUCCUGUACGUCCCCAUCAAGGCAACGUGUGUGGAUGGAGGUUUGGGGCAGGAGAGCUCUCUGAAGAGGGUUGCUGUGGUGGAGGAUUUCUAUGACAUCAUCUACGCCAUGCACGUAGAGAUCGGGUCCGAUCCGGCCAAAGCACCCAAACAUGCGGGACAGAAGAAAACAUAUAAAGCCAUAGCAGAGACGUAUGCGUUCCUGCCCAGAGAGGCGGUGACCCGUUUCCUGAUGAGCUGUGGAGAGUGCCAGAAGAGGAUGCACAUCAGCCCCAGCGGAGCAGAGUUCAAAGAGAACAAUCAACCAACCCAUCUGACCGCAGACCUUAUAGACUACAACAUGCCACUGACGACAACCUACCUGAAACAGAAGAAACUGCAAUGCAUGAACAGGAACGAGCAGGAUGAGUGUUCAGUGAGUAGCGAGGAGUUUGAUAUGAGUGACCCCACAUGGAUAUCAGCUGAACGUCACUCUGCACUGUCUGACCUGAGCCACCCGUCCAGCACAGAGAGGAUGCACAGCCCGCAAAACACACACAAGGACGAGGACGAUGAUUCAUCUUCUGAAAGUGGCAGUGGCAAUGGAUUGCACACAUUGACUCCUCCUUCCGUAGGCGUGGCCGGUGCAAGUGACAGUACAGGGACAGGACCUGGAUCAGGCUUGUACAGCGAGGUUAACGGAAACGGUGCCGCGGCACCAAUUGACUUCAGCACGACUUCUUCAUCUUCUUCCUCAGAGGACCAGCAAGCGGUGAACCUUGGCGAGAGACUCAGUCAGGCCCUGCCUACUGCUGCAGCCAUGCUGGCGACCUUUAAGUCCGAGCAUACAGACGAGCUACGCAGAAAAUACCCCAAAUCAUCAGAGCUGCGCCUUGACCGAGAUGUCAGGGAUUAUAACAACAAGUCUCCACAAUACAGUUCAGGGAGUUAUGAUUCAAUAAAGAUGGAGAUAUGCGCCGAAGAUCUGACUGUCGGUCGGUCUCAGGCGGCCGACGAUGACGACGAUGACCAUGAUGACCAUGAUGAUAGUGAUAAGAUAAAUGAUGUGGAAGGAGUUGACCCAGAGAGGCUGAAGGCCUUUAAUAUGUUUGUACGUCUGUUUGUGGAUGAGAAUCUGGACCGCAUGGUGCCGAUCUCCAAACAGCCUAAAGAAAAGAUCCAAGCCAUUAUUGAAUCGUGCAGCCGGCAGUUCCCGGAGUUCCAGGAGCGUGCUCGCAAGCGAAUCCGCACCUACCUCAAAUCCUGCCGCCGUAUGAAGAAAAACGGCAUGGAGACUCGACCCACGCCGCCCCACCUGACCUCAGCAAUGGCUGAAAACAUUCUCGCAGCCGCCUGCGAGAGCGAAUCACGCAAAGCUGCCAAAAGAAUGCGCAUGGACGUCUACCAGGCACACGAGGAAGCGAUCGAUAAGCCUGUCUCCCGUGAGCCGAUUUCGCUGGCCCACUCUGCAUACUCACUUGCAGCCUCAGCCUACUCCCAGGACCAACUAUACAUUAAUGGAGGGUUGAACUACAGUUACCGUGGUUACGGUGGACUGUGCGGCAGCAUUCAACAUCCUGUAUCGCUUACAACAGCUACUGCCCAGACCAACGGCCCUACUGAUCUCAGUAUGAAGUCUCUGGCCUCCAGCUCAUCCUCGUCAAGCUCCAGUAGUCUCGGGAGGAACGGAGGAGGGGGCGGGACUUCAGCACAGCUCAGCCACACAGAGGUAGCGGCGGUGCGACAGCUGAUCGCAGGAUACCGCGAAUCCGCUGCGUUCCUGCUCCGAUCGGCAGACGAGCUGGAGAACCUCAUACUACAACAGAACUGAACUGGUCGCUCUCUCUCCUCAAGGCCCUUUAUCUCUCUCUCUAUCACAUUUAUUCAUUGUCCCUCUGGGUACACAUGUGGAGCGUACAUCAUCAUCAUCAUUAUUAUCAGAUGUUUCUGAUCACCAAGGAAGACCAUCUGGUUUUUUAACUUAGAUAGAGAGAACAAACAAAAGGAGCAAAAAGAGAUGAAGGAGAGAAGAUGCAGAGGUAUGGAAAUGGGAAAAGGAGCUCUUAAGGACAAAGCAUUGCAGCUUUAUCGAGGAGAAGGUUGUGAUUGGACGGUUUUAUGUGUCUUCAUAUCGAUUCAUGCCUUUUCCACAGUCUCCCUCCAUUAAUUUCAAGCUCCGCCUCCCUGCUCCUCUGAGAGCCAUUGAUUUCUAAUGCUCUUUGUCCUUUGCUAUUUCAAAGGAGGUACUACGGCACACCAAUCCUCCAGAUGGCACUAACUAAAUGAAGAUGCUUUUGAUUUUGAGGUGUAAUGAAAAGAAGGAAAAAAAGAAAUGAAGAAAAUUGAGAGACCUUCGCUGUAAAUAAGCACCCUCUGUGUCCUGAAGCACUUUUCCAUUUGUUCUGACCUCUGAAACAUGUAACUUAUGCAUAUAGAUAUGCAGGUGGAUGCUCACCUGGAAAUACCUCAGCCUGUCUGUCCUGCUCUUUCUUUUUCCCAGUAGUCUGUAUGGGGGAGAGGAAAAUGAUCACCUAUCCAUCCUUAACCUCACGGUCCACUGCGUCUCAGCAUCCUGAGAUUUAGGCAUUGAAAGCAGAGAGUGGGAUUAAUUUGUUUUUAUUAUUUCUAACAUUUCCUUUUUCCAAGCUAAUAUAUCUAAAUUUCCUAAACAUUUUUUACACAAAAUAUAUCUUUAAUUAAAGAUAUGAUCUCUGCUCUUAGGUUAAUAUUUAAAAGAUGUAUAAUUUACAGGAAAACAAGCAGAAUUAUGGAUUAUUUUAAUUUUGACGCAAAUGUUUUGUAUAUAUUUCUCUCCUUUUCAAGGUAUUGAUCUUGUAAAUGCACUGCACUGGAAAUGGCGUAUUGGACAGAAUGAAGUGUUCUGAUGAGGUUGAGAUAUAAUCGACUGGGUUUCCUAAUCCAUUUGAACCUGUCAUGCGUACAGGUGCCAACUCCACACUCCAUUUCCUCUCUCUACGGGUCACUCCUGUUCCCCUCGUUUCUAUACUGUGCCCUUCUAUUUCUUUUUUACACCCUCUGCUCCUCCACCUCAUUGUAUUUCGGAGGAAACAGAGAGGAAAGAUUUGAAAUUGAAGCUGUUUUUGGCCAUUGAUUCACUCUGCUGCUAUGGACUCAGUUGUAACACCACAGACCUGAAACCUCAAGCCUACCGACACAACCAGAGCACCUCAAGACGAAACCUACCAAGGCAAAAAAAAAAAGAAAAACCCCGUUAGACAAAACAGACAGAAAUGGGAAGCCAAGAAAGAUAAAAACUGCUGUGUUUGUUUAAGCGUUGUGCAUUAUGGUUGCAGGUAUUUGUUUAAGACCGAGGGCUGCUUUUGUUUGCUUUGCAGGCUUUUUUGUCUAACUUGUUUGUUUUAGUAUAAGUGCUUCAGAAAAUCUGAAAAUCUUUGGCACACGAGCUUGACGCAUACACACAGGCACUCUUAAGGGCAUCUCUGAAUAUUUCGCAAAAUGAUUAUUUAGUUAAAGCGGUGUCAUUCAGGAGCCAGUGGAAAUGUCACUGUUAUUUGCUCCGUAUGCACACGGAGGCAGCGCUGAUCUUGGAGCUAUUGCACUGCUAGUGGGGGAUGGAGAACAAUAUCGCAAUGCAGAUGAUAAUCAAAAGCAUUCCUGGCCCUAAAGGAGAAAAACUAAUACACAGAGGCUAACAUAACCCCAACUGAGGAGCUUUCCGAAUCGUUUGACACACAUUUAACCCUACUUACAUACAUAAUGGGCAAGGUCAGUCGUGUGAUUGAAAGCUUUGAUGGAACGCUGUGUUUCGGGGAAAUUUUGAAUUGUGUGUGACCAGACAUGACACUGCCCUCUCAAGACAUAUUUUGACACACCGUCCAAAAGCAUGUCAGACGCGUUAAUGAUUUAUUGGAGCGAAGCGAAAUGUAAUGUAUUAUAUUUAUGAGAGCCCACAGCGUUCAGCCCUCUUGACUGAUGUAUGGAUUUCUGAUUAGAAUUAGAAGCUAUUGAUGUGAAGAAAUAUGCAAAAUUGUCAAUGCGAGGCAUCUCAUCACUGUGUUUAGCUUGUAGCGUGUCUGAGUUAUGGUCCUCUCUUUAUAGGGCAUCCAUGUCGCCCUCCUAUUGUUCACCUUUAUUUUUAGGAGAGAACGCAUUCGCAUGUUGUAGGGAAGCAAAUCUGCUGUGGUUCUGCUGGUUUGUCACAAAAACACGUCCAGGUCACAUUUCACCUCAAUAUAACAAUACAACGAUUACAUAUAAUUACAUAGCUAGAAAAUUGACAUUAUUUUCAUAACAGCUAAGCACAUUUCAACCCAAUCUCACACAUUCUCAUUACUGUAAUGUUAUGGUAAUGAGAAUGUAGAAGUGUUUUUACGGAUUUACAGUACAUAAAUGUAGUUAGCAUGAGCAUAAACACUGUUUUUGACAUUUAAAUGGUGCCAUUUAAUUAUUUUGAGAAAGAAACGAUAUUGUUUUGGACCUGGACAUGUAUCUUCUCUCAUGUCAUUGUCACAGGCAUAGUCGUAUAGAUAGUGAUGUCAUGUUAAAGAGCGAUAUGUCGAUCCCUGUUUUGUUUCUUCCUGACUCGGCCAUCUCUCUGUAUCCCAUUAAGGUCUGACAUGGGUACACUCUAAAAAAAUAUUGGUUUGUUUUAACCCAAAGUUGGGUUAAAUAUGGACAAACUUAACAGUUGGGUUAAUUUCAACCCAUAGUUGGGUAAAACCAAUCAAGAAUUUAAUCGAAUUGGGAACACUUAAAAAAAUUAAGUUUUGUCUUAAAAGUCAACACUUUUGCCUUAUUUAUUUAUUUUUUUAAUCAACUCAGAUUUACAAGUUAUUUCAACUUAUUUAUUUUUAAGAGAUGAGUUGCUACAACUUAAAUGAAGUUGAUAUAUUCAAUUAUAUUUUAUAAGUUAUAUCAACUCAUCUCUAGUCGAGAUAAAUAAUAUUAAGCUGAAAUUACUUAAAAAAUUGAAGGAAGCAAAUAGUGUAUAACCCAACAGUUGAGUUUGUCCAACUCCCAAUUUUACACAACUAUGGUUUGAAACAGCCAAGGAGUGUAUGAAUACCAAUGUCUGUUAAAUUGAUUGUCAAACAUUGUUAAAUAUACGCCAGCCUCACAUGCUCGUCUAUGGAUUUAUAAACGAUGUACGAUGGUUAAACGUUUGUGACUUUGGGACUAUUAAACGUAUCGGUGGAGAAGCCGAAAGCGAAUCGUUCAUGUGUUUGUAAUAGGCUUCUUCUCUCCAGUUCACUCAAGGACGGCUCCUUAACUACAAACUGUAAAACAAGGCAAUUGACAAUCUUGAAAAAGAUGUAACUAGUUCACCGUUUCGUUCUCAUGCUCUAUGUCCUGCGUGUUGUUGUACAAUACAGUGUGUCAAGAAGAGUGAGGGAUAUUUUAGCCAUAAUCAGAUCAUCUCUCACUCUCUGUCGAAACCUUUUUAUCUGAUUCCUAUUUUUAUUAGAAUUACUAUUAUUUUGUAAUUCUUUUUGUAUCGCAAAGUGGUCUUUUCAGAAAUGUUUUGUAACGAUACCAACAUCACAUGUAAAAGUUGUCCUGUAUGCCUAUACAUUCCAAACAAGGAUGUCAACAUGCCAGGCAGCUAGCCAAACCAAGGUCACAUCAGAUUGCAGAUGCAUCAAGGGCAACCUGCUUACUGUUUAAGUUAGCAACAGUAUUGGUUAAAUAAAUAACACCAUGGUUCCCUUUUGCGCCACAUAGUACUGUAUGGGCUUGGAUCAGUCUAAAAAAAUCAUAGCUAUGUUCCCACAAUAUGUUACUCUGGCAGCCAUCUAUAAAAUGUUUUAAUGUUGUCGUUGACAUGCAGUGGGCAGUGUAAACCAACAUUAGGAUUUUGGGAAAGUUCUUAUUCUUGUGUAGUCCCUGCAUUGUGCCUUUAAAAGGGCUGAACAGAAUUGAUUGUUUUUUUAUUCUUGUGUUUAUAGUUUUUGAUGGGUUAAAAUCUGCACCGCAUUUUACUGUGAUCUCAUGUACUAGUAAACAGACCAUCUGUCGUGUGUUAAAGACGCAUCAAAGUCAUUUUCUUAUUGUCUCGAACACUCUUUACUUUAAAACACAUACACAGAUGGUCAUACGGGUUCUGGCUUUGCAUUCAGGUGUGACGCUGGUUAUGGUUGCUGCUAAACUACACAAUAAAAGUGGUCUGGUUUGAUUAGAUGUAAAGCUCUGAAAAAGAAAAAAAAUGUAAAACAACUUGAUUUUUAUUUUUUUACCACAGUUCUGUACAGCUGCAUUCAAAUUAACGUGGU
This is a messenger RNA of Paramisgurnus dabryanus, 7063 nucleotides long. It is a transcript of the gene nol4lb, whose product is annotated as nucleolar protein 4-like b. The record is from RefSeq and is a predicted model, not a curated record. Lineage: Eukaryota; Metazoa; Chordata; Actinopteri; Cypriniformes; Cobitidae.